Messenger RNA from Parasteatoda tepidariorum (common house spider), 429 nucleotides. RefSeq lists its product as uncharacterized. NCBI's taxonomy places the organism in Eukaryota, Metazoa, Arthropoda, Arachnida, Araneae, Theridiidae. The record is from RefSeq and is a predicted model, not a curated record.
AUGCCUCAUAAUUGUUGUGCUUAUGGGUGUACAAACAAUUCAGCAAAGCCUGAAUGUAUUGAAAAGGGAAUAUCUUCUCAUAGAUUUCCUUUGGAAGAUAAAGUUAUAAUGCGAGCGUGGGUUGUUGCUUUGAAGCGACAACAUUUUGAACCAACUGUUCAUAGUAAAUUGUGUUCAGAGCAUUUUACGCCUGAUUGUUUUGAUUAUCAAAAUUUGUGGAACUCUCCUCAAACUAAAAGAAAGAAAAUAAAGAAAGAUGCUGUGCCGUCCCUUUUUAAAUUUAAACCCAAUAAGCGAACUAGAGCGCCGACAUCAUACACUUUUGGUGCAUCAGUUAACAGUACACAAGAUGAUUUGGAUACAGAAGCAGAGCCAACUUCCUUGUCCAAGUCAACACAAACUGAUAGGGUUUUGUACUCUCAUCGAUGA